CACGAUGCAGCAAAAAAGUGACGCAAAACAUUAAAAUACCAUCCGUAUUAUUACGUAUAGAAAUUUAAUUUUUAUCGCACCAAUUGCGACCAUUCCAAACAAUUCGAUUGAAAAAAAUAGUUGAUUUUGUUUUGAACGUGUGAACACCGUGAAAAAAUGCCAAAAAUAAAGAGAGAAUCGCGCCAAUUUAUUGUGAUUAAUGAGGAAAAACUCAUAAGUGAAGUACAAAACCGAUCCAUUCUGUAUGACAAAGCAUUGAAAGGUUACCGAAAGCCAGCAAUCCGUGAAACGGCUUGGCAAGAAGUCGCAACAGCCUUGGAGAGCACUGUCGAUGAAUGUAAGAAACGUUGGCGAUCGCUACGUGAUGCGUUCAUGAAGCAGUAUAAAAUGUAUUCGCGCGGUGAUUCAAAUACCAAAAAGCGAUGGUUGUUUUACGAGCAAAUGGAAUUUUUGGCUCCGUAUUUUGAGCAUCCUGACGAGAAAUUCGAUGGCGCCGAUUACAUCGAAACGAUAACAGCAGAAUGCGAAUCGGUCGAUAAGAAUAGCAUAAACCAGCAAAUGGUUUGUAUAAACAGUGAUGGCGAGUAUCAAACUCAAAUCGAAGUGGACGAAUACAGUGAAGAACAAUUGGAAGAAGAAGGUCUGGAUUCAUCACAAUAUAUCACGGUGAUCAAUAAGAAGGGUGAAAAUAGCAGCGUUCACUAUAUUAGCGCACCAAACAGUCAUUCAUCUGUGAACAACGACAUCCAAAACCAAAGUCCACCGCGUCAACAGGGAAAAGUUCAAGCUCAAGCGCAUACAGGCCGUGCAUCAAAUGACGAUCCCGACGAACGAUUCUUACUUAGUUGCUUGCCGGCGUUGAAACGUUUGCCAAACAAAAAAAAUUCAUUAGCAAAAGUGAAAAUACAACAAAUUCUUUUCGAGAUUGAAUUCGAUGAAUGCACAGGCGUUUAAUAUGUAGAUCACUCACACACACAUACAAAUUUUCACACAUUUUUCGUCGAUUUUUGCUGUCAUUGCUUUAUUUAAUCUUCAUUAAGCAUUUUGUACAAAAAUUAUUGAAUAAUUCGUUAUUUGGCAUUACAACAAGAUAAUAAAAAUAAUUUAUCUUCUUAUUGUAGAAUCAAACGGGGAUUUCUUUUCAUUACAUUUUCGUUUUCUUCAUUUUUCUGGAAAGUCAAGCCACAUUAGCGCUCGGUAAUGGGAAGAAUUUCGAUCAGCAUAGCAUAGACCAGUAAAUAGUUUGUAUAAACAGUGAUAGCGGGUAUCAAAUUGAAAUCGAAGUGUACGAACACAGACUCCUCCAUUGGAAGGUCGCCAAUUGGUCUUGAUUCAACAGAAAAUUCUCGAUUGAUACAGUGCGACAACAUUUGCUUCUUUUCACAGUUCUGGUUCCGUUUCAUAGCCCAUAAUAAUGUAGCAUUUAACAUCAUGUCCAAACUCAAAUAUUUGCAGUUGAUUGCAUCCAUGUAGACAUACCUGGUUCAAUUGUAUAAAAUUUGCAUUGUUUCAAUCAUUUUCAUUAAAAAUAUUUGAAUGUGCUUAACAAAAAUCGUUUACGAAGCAUGCAAGAAUAAUUGCUAAUUACAAACCAAAAUCCAGGCUGAAU
This is a messenger RNA of Contarinia nasturtii (swede midge), 1609 nucleotides long. RefSeq lists its product as uncharacterized. The coding region runs from base 157 to 954 and encodes 265 amino acids. The record is from RefSeq and is a predicted model, not a curated record. Lineage: Eukaryota; Metazoa; Arthropoda; Insecta; Diptera; Cecidomyiidae. Gene Ontology annotation, cellular component: transcription regulator complex; nucleus. Gene Ontology annotation, molecular function: DNA binding. The transcript has 3 exons. Gene Ontology annotation, biological process: regulation of transcription by RNA polymerase II.